UACGUUGCUGGGCCAUGCCGAGCCGGUUUGGGAGUACGGCACCCAAACGGUCUCCGCAACAGACCGGGUCACAUUGCCCCGUGCACAAUAUAUCCACGACUCUCCGCUCACCCAUCUUCAUUUCUCUUUGCUUUUGUCGCUCUCCCGUCGGUCGUUUUGACACCACAGUCCUUCGUUUACUACACCUUUUGCGCUCUAAUUUCUGUGGAGUCUGGUGUUAGUUGGCGAUACUCCAUGUUGUUUGCUGGAACCACGAUUCAUAGGAAGUAUCGACAUACGGGUUGACAUGGGGCAUAUAAUUAUGUCGGCAGCUGCCGACCAAGGCCCUUUGUUGAACCGUGUGAGUCUGGCUCUAUACACCGUAGCCGUUUUCUUCGUCCUACUCCGCUUCUUUACACGGGGCUUCAUUGUGAAGAGAUUCGGUCUCGAUGAUCUCUUCAUUCUAAUUGCCAUUGUUCUGGGGUUCGGCCAAACAGCCACCAUCAUACUACAGGUCGAUCAUGGAAGGGGUCGACACUCGUCCGAGCUUCACCAAGAAGACUACGACAUGAUGCUGAUGUACAAGUGGAUCAACAUGCUCAUCUACUUUGUAGCGAACUGGGCAGUUAAGAUGUCCAUUCUCGCACUGUACCACCGCAUCGGCUCCGGAAAGCGCGGUCUGCCAUUGAUUGUGCAGUCCCGCGCCAUCUGGAUAACAUCAUGCUUCAUCUCAGCGUUCACGCUCGCUGUACUACUCGUCCAAGUCUUCUCCUGCCUUCCCGUCACCGCAGCCUGGGACGUCGAGCAAAUUCCCAUCAUGUGCAUCGACGGCACGGCCUUCAUGCACGCGCAAGCCAGUAUCAACGUCUUCACCGACGUCGUUCUCUUGAUCUACCCGCUACCGUUACUCCCACUGCUGCAGUUCAACAAGCGGCAACGAACCGCCCUCAUCGUCAUCUUCUCCAUCGGCCUCAUCCCUGUCAUCGCCAGUACCAUGCGGCUGUGCGAAAUCGUCAUGAGCGGCAACACCGUGCAGACCGGCAUGACCUGGCAGCAAGCCGACACAAGCUGGUCCUGGGCCUGGGUCCCCGUGUGGUCGCAGAUCGAGGUCGACGUCGGCAUCCUGACAGCCUGCCUGCCGUGUCUCUCGCCCCUGCUGCGCAUGUUCUGGAGCGAGGUGCGCGUGCCCCGCAUCACGACGCCGAGUAUGGUCCAGCUGCCCAAGUAUAGUGGGAGUUGGGAUAGUGUAGAUAGCAAGGAUAGCCAGGCGAGCGGUGGGUCGGUGGGCAAGGAGGAGGGCGGGAGGGGCGACGGCGCCGUGCGCGUCAGCGAGAAGGAACUCCCUGCGCUGCCGGCGGGGCCGCGCGGGCGGAGCGCCGCGGAGGGGAUGUCUGGGUACUAUGAAGAUGCGAGCGACGAGGAGGAAGCGCGGGACGCGGACGACAUCGGCGUCGCGCGGUCAGAUAGCAAGAGAGUUGAGCACGCGCUGCGGAAAUUAUGAUAUCAAUGAAUUUACUCAAAAA
This is a messenger RNA of Boeremia exigua, 1502 nucleotides long. RefSeq lists its product as uncharacterized. The transcript has 8 exons. Bases 287 to 1480 code for a protein of 397 amino acids. NCBI's taxonomy places the organism in Eukaryota, Fungi, Ascomycota, Dothideomycetes, Pleosporales, Didymellaceae. The record is from RefSeq and is a predicted model, not a curated record.